Daktulosphaira vitifoliae (grape phylloxera) is the source of this 966-nucleotide messenger RNA. RefSeq lists its product as uncharacterized. The transcript has 5 exons. NCBI's taxonomy places the organism in Eukaryota, Metazoa, Arthropoda, Insecta, Hemiptera, Phylloxeridae. The record is from RefSeq and is a predicted model, not a curated record. The coding region runs from base 1 to 966 and encodes 321 amino acids.
AUGGUUGCAAAAGAAUUUCAACCAUUAAGCCUCGUAGAAAAUAUUGAAAUUCAAAAAUUAAUUAAUUUAUUGAGCCCUAGCUAUAAAUUACCUUCACGAAAAACUUUAUCUAAAUCAAUUUUGCCACAAUUAUACGCAAAAGCUAAAGAAAAAGUUAAAACGAAUUUAAUUAAUUGGCAUUAUAUUGCAUUUACAACUGAUGGGUGGACAUCCCUUAAUAAUGACAGUUUUGUUGCAUUAACUAUUCAUUAUAUUGACAAAAAUGAAUGCACUUUAAAGUCUUUUUUACUAGGAUCUCAUAGUAUUAAUACUAUUGCUCAAAGAGGAUUAGAUGCAAUACAAAUUGUCCAUAAAAAAAUUAAACGCAUAGUUGAACAUUUUAAACGUAGUUCUCAGGCUUACAGUAAAUUAAAAAAUAUGCAAAAACAAAUGGGUUAUACGGAUUUAAAACUCAUUCAAGACAUAACUACGGGGUGGAAUUCUACAUACGAUAUAUUUGAGAGAUGUAUUCUAAUGAAAGAAUCAAUAAUAUUUUCAGUAACAAUUUUAGGUAAUAUUGAGAAUAUAUCUGAUGAAGACUGUGUUAUAAUGCAAUACUACUGUGAUAUUUUUAAACCCUUUAAAGAAAUUACUAUUGAACUGAGUAGUGAAAGAGAUAAAUUUAAUGAUAUUAAGUUACCCGAAGUAAUUCAUACAAUGCUUGCCAAAAUGAUCACCAAAGCCGAAAAAAAAUUUCAAGGUAUUGAAGAUCAACCAUAUUUUAUUGAAAAUUUAUUGUCAAAGCAACAGAAUGAAAUACAUCAAACAGAUAUAGAACAACAGGACCACGCGAACGAUAAUAGUCAAAGUGAAACUGAAGCAGUGGUAACCUUAUCAAAAAAAACUCCUACUAGUGAAGCGAUUUUUGAGUUAGAUAGAUAUUUGAAUGAGCCUAUAAUAGAAAGAAAGUCGGAUUCUUUAUUAUGA